Molecule: messenger RNA, 1197 nt
Organism: Ylistrum balloti
Lineage: Eukaryota; Metazoa; Mollusca; Bivalvia; Pectinida; Pectinidae
Product: putative acyl-CoA dehydrogenase FadE17
Exons: 1
Coding region: 1-1197 (398 amino acids)
Cellular component (GO): plasma membrane
Molecular function (GO): oxidoreductase activity, acting on the CH-CH group of donors; flavin adenine dinucleotide binding
Source: RefSeq, a predicted model, not a curated record
AUGGCCAAUUUAGAUCUAUUUCGUAAAGACCUGCAAGCUUGGCUAAAAGCGAAUGUGCCGCAGUCUCUUUAUGGCACACGCAAAGGCCGCUUUGACGGCUUUUGGGGCGGCCGCUUGCACCCAGAGCCUGAAGCGGACGUCAAACGCUGGUUUGAGGUGAGUCUCGAAAAAGGCUUUACAGCACCAACUUGGCCAACCAUGUAUGGUGGAGGCGGUUUAACACACGAUGAAGCAGAGAUUCUUGAACAAGAAUUAGAGCGUCUUAAAGUACCACCACCGCUUGUGGGCUUUGGCCUGGUGAUGAUUGGACCAACCCUACUUGAUUACGGUACAGAAACCCAAAAAAAAGAACAUUUACCAAAAAUUGUUUCUGGCGAAACCCGCUGGUGUCAAGGUUAUUCAGAACCAGGAGCUGGUUCUGAUCUAGCUGGCUUGCAAACAACAGCUGAGAUUGAUGGCGAUAAGGUCAUCAUCAACGGGCAAAAAGUUUGGACCUCCCACGCCGAUAAAUCUGACUGGAUUUUCUGUUUAACCCGUACAGAUAAAACCGUUAAAAAACAAGCAGGUAUCACCUUUAUCUUGGUUGACAUGUUGCAAGAUGCUAUCUCUGUACGCCCGAUUCCCUUGAUUAGCGGUAGUUCACCUUUUUGCGAAGUUUUCUUAGAUAACGCGACAGCUAAUGUCAACAAUAUAGUUGGUCAGGUAAACAGCGGUUGGCAAGUUGCAAAAGCCUUACUAGGCUAUGAGCGUACAACGAUUGGCAAAUCUAUUGGUACCCAACUUACUGGUACUGAAAUGAAGCUCGUUGAAGCUACCCGUACCUACCAAAAUACGCCACAAGGCCCACUGAAAGAUCCGUUUUUGCGCUGCGACAUUGUCAACUACGCUAUUGAUGAAAUGUGCUACGGUUUAACCACCGAGCGUAUUCAGCAAACGUUGGCAGCAGGUGCCGCACCAGGCCCUGAAAGCUCAAUCUUAAAAUUAUGUGGCAGCGAACUCAAACAACGUCGUUUUGAUCUAGCAACACGAAUCGCAGGCCCACAAGCACUAGGUUGGGAAGGUCCUGGAUUUACAGACGAAGAACAGGCGACAACACGAGAUUGGUUACGCAGCCGCGCCAGUACAAUUGAAGGUGGCAGUUCAGAAAUUCAGCUUAAUAUUAUUGCCAAACGUGUUUUAGGGUUACCGUCGGUAUAA